Fopius arisanus is the source of this 2004-nucleotide messenger RNA. RefSeq names its product glutamate receptor ionotropic, kainate 5. The transcript is spliced from 9 exons. Gene Ontology annotation, molecular function: ligand-gated monoatomic ion channel activity. Gene Ontology annotation, cellular component: membrane. Bases 160 to 1908 code for a protein of 582 amino acids. The record is from RefSeq and is a predicted model, not a curated record. NCBI's taxonomy places the organism in Eukaryota, Metazoa, Arthropoda, Insecta, Hymenoptera, Braconidae.
UUCCAGGUCGUAGAUGGCAGCAGGAGCCAUUCCUCAAUAUUUUGGCCGAUUCCAGCCUCUGGCACUCUUUGGGAUGUUGAUGGAAAAAUCAAUUACAACCAAUUCUUAAUAACAAAUGUUUGCCGACGAUAUAAUGCAAAUCGAAUAAUUAUCGCGUCGAUGAAUGACAAUCAUUCUUUGGAUAGCUCAACAUUUUGGCAUGAGUUAACACUAACUCUCUCGAAUGACGGCAUAUCGUCAUCGACUAUCAAUAUUAAACGCUUGAAUGAAAUAUUGAAGUCAACGGUUCGAACAGAUUCUCGCCCAUUUGUCGUGAUCUUCAUCAACUCAAUGGAAGAACUCAACACCUUAAAAUCCAUCACCGAAUAUUUGCCAAUGAGUUAUCCCCGAUGGCUAAUACUAUUUUACGGAGAUUCCAACUCACCAAUCAAUCAAUUUUGCCGUAAUCCAUACGGAAAUCUAUUAAAUCUCAAUUUUGACACGGAGUUAAUUACUUCAUGCUAUGGAUCAAAUUUUAUUGAAGAAUGGUGGUCGCGCAAAGAGAAUUUCACAAACAGACAGCAGAUUGGAAAAUUUAUCGGUGAAAGUAAUAAAAUUGAGUGGUCAGCCAGAAAAGCUUUUUAUGAGAUUCGAAUUCCUCCGGAGGGAUUGACUUUCCGUAUUUCACUUCUUCAGGGAUCGCAUUAUUUCUGGAUGAUUAAUGGCGAAUUUUAUGGAUUUUUUGCACCGGUUCUGACAGAAUUGUCCAAAAAAAUGAACUUCUCCAUAGGAUCGGUUAUAAUUGCCAAUUCGUCUGGGACUCGAAAUUCGGUGACUUCAGAAUGGAGUGGUAUGAUCGGGCAAAUUGCGCGAAAAAAAGCUGACCUAGGUAUUGCGGCCUUCAGUAUGACAAAGGAACGAAUGGAUGUCGUUGAUUUUACAUUUCCCGUCGGAAUCGGUGACUGCCGAUUUUAUUAUCGAAAACCCAACGGUCUCAACCUACGGUGGAAAGCAUAUCUCGAGGUUUUCGAAGGAAAGGUCUGGGCAGCCAUUAUCUGCUCCCUGUUGGCAACUGUCAUUUUGUUGACUCUCAUCGAAUAUAGAAAUAACGGUUAUCGUUCAUUUCGUAUGAUUGUUGACAAUUACUUGAAUAUUUGGGGUAUCUGCUGUCAACAGGGAUUAUCAAGAUUUCCUGAACGGGCAUCUCUGAGGAUUAUAUACAUCUCAACGUUUCUAUCGGUGGGAUUAUUAUCAGCUAUAUAUUCAGGAUCUCUUAUCAGUUUUAUCACCGUUCGUCCGACCACUUCCUUGUUUAAUACAGUCGAAGAAUUUGUAGAUGAUGGUACCUAUAAACUAAUUGUAGUGACAGAUGGUGCAGAUUACAGUAGAAUCAAGGGCGCGAAGUCGGUGUUGAUGCAACGGUUGAUGGCUUUGAUAAAAAUACCAAGCGAAUUGCCUAUAAAUACUAAACAAGCAUACGACCAGGUCUGUAACGAGAGAGUGGCAUUUUAUUCCAAUGAAAUGGUUAGGGCAACGAUGCAGGACUCUAUACCUUGCGAAAUCGCCUCCUUCAAAACUGGAGAGGUUCGGGCUAUGGGGAUGAUCAUGCAAUUUCAUAGCAAGUACACACCGUUCGUCAAUCAUCACUUUCAGCGUUUCAAAAGUAAUGGAAUGCUACAGCGAUUGCAGCAGGUGUAUUUUUCGCGUUCAAAUCCAAGAGAUCAUGUACCACCGUACACGCAGAUGCUCUUUGAAGAAAUAUAUCCAAUUUUAUACCUUUUAAUCGGUGGAUGCUUCACUGCAGUGGUUGUUCUUGUACUCGAACGGAUUUAUUGUCGUAAUCGAGAUCAAUUGCGCAAUCAAAAGAAUGAAAGAUGGAUUGGAAAUAAUAGAAAUAUUAGAAAUCGAUACGCUCAUUUUAUGUACUGACUAAGUCGAGUGCAUUUCAUUCAAUUAACUAAAUAUAAUCAUGAUUAAUCACUGUCUCUAUUUGUAAUUCACUGGCUGUCGUGAUUUUUGUGGUAU